CCGGGGCCCGAGCGGGAGUCGGGGGGAGUUGGUGUAGCACCGGGGCGGAAGAAGGCGGGCCCUGCCCUUCGCGUGUCAGCGCGGAGCGGCCGCGGGGCCUGGAGAUCGGUGCCAGCGGAACGCGGGAUCGGUGCUCUCAGCCCUUCCCCGCGGCAGCUCUGCGGGGACCGCUCCGUCCUCACCCCCUGCGGUCCUGUAACGGCGCUGCCCUGCGGAAUUGCGUCUGCUCGGCCGGGUACAGUGACUUGUCGGAGGGUUGGGAGCGGGACCGCAGAGCGAAGCCGCGGAGAUGGAUGAAGAACCCGAGCGGACCAAGCGCUGGGAAGGAGGCUACGAAAGAACAUGGGAAAUUCUCAAAGAAGAUGAGUCCGGAUCUCUGAAAGCGACCAUCGAGGACAUUCUUUUUAAGGCAAAGAGGAAAAGACUCUAUGAACACCAUGGACAAGUUCGACUUGGAAUGAUGCGUCACCUUUAUGUGGUUAUUGAUGGAUCAAGAACCAUGGAGGACCAAGAUUUAAAACCAAACAGACUUACUUGCACAUUAAAGUUAUUGGAAUAUUUUGUUGAAGAGUAUUUUGACCAAAAUCCUAUUAGUCAGAUUGGCUUAAUUGUAACCAAGAGUAAAAGAGCUGAAAAAAUGACAGAACUUUCAGGUAACUCAAAAAAACACAUAACUGCUCUGAAGAAAGCAGUGGACAUGAAUUGCAGUGGAGAGCCAUCACUAUACAAUUCCCUAAAUCUGGCCAUGCAGACAUUAAAGCACAUGCCAGGACAUACAAGCAGAGAGGUUUUGGUAGUCUUCAGCAGUCUGACAACAUGUGAUCCAGCCAACAUCUAUGAUCUAAUUAAGUGUUUAAAAGCAGUUAAGAUACGAGUGUCUGUCAUCGGCCUAAGUGCUGAAGUUCGAGUUUGUACAGUACUUGCCCGUGAAACUGGUGGAACAUACCACGUUAUUUUAGAUGAAAGUCACUAUAAGGAACUACUGAUGCAUCAUGUUAGUCCUCCACCUGCGAGUUCCAAUUCUGAGUGCUCCCUUAUUCGCAUGGGUUUUCCUCAACAUACAAUUGCUUCCCUAUCUGAUCAAGAUGCAAAGCCGUCCUUUAGCAUGGCGCAAUUGGAAAACAACAGUGAGCCGGGUCUUACACUGGGUGGCUAUUUCUGUCCCCAGUGCAGAGCCAAAUACUGUGAGCUUCCUGUGGAAUGCAAAAUCUGUGGUCUUACAUUAGUGUCUGCACCUCACUUGGCUCGGUCUUACCAUCACUUGUUUCCUUUGGAUGCCUUUCAGGAGGUUCCUCUGGAGGAGUAUCAGGGUGAACGGUGUUGUCAAGGCUGCCAGGGAGAAAUGAAAGAUCAAAACGUUUACAUAUGUAAAGUGUGCCAGAAUGCGUUUUGUGUAGAUUGCGAUUUGUUUGUUCAUGAUUCUCUGCACUGCUGUCCUGGAUGUAUACACGAGCACCCUGCUCCAUUCUCUGUGUGAGGUCAUCUCUUUAGAAACUACUGUAUCUAUGUUAUUCUUGCACAAAUCUAUUUUGUUUAUUCAGCCAUAGCUUUCAGUGAGGCACCUCAGAACAAGAAUGACCUUCGUGAUUGCAGAAGGAUGAACAAUGGCAUGGGAGCAAACUUUAAUUUUUACCUAAUGUAUUAAUGAUUUUGUUACUGUUAAUAUACUCCUGAACUAUCUGCAUCUGAUUUUUUCUUGUCUAAAAAACUCUGGCUCUUAAAAUGCUUCUGAAUUUUUUUGUGAGCAACAUGUAAAUUUGUAAAUUUGAAAGGAG
Molecule: messenger RNA, 1775 nt
Organism: Calypte anna (Anna's hummingbird)
Lineage: Eukaryota; Metazoa; Chordata; Aves; Apodiformes; Trochilidae
Product: general transcription factor IIH subunit 2
Exons: 15
Coding region: 290-1477 (395 amino acids)
Biological process (GO): nucleotide-excision repair; DNA-templated transcription; regulation of transcription by RNA polymerase II
Cellular component (GO): transcription factor TFIIH holo complex; transcription factor TFIIH core complex
Molecular function (GO): zinc ion binding
Source: RefSeq, a predicted model, not a curated record